This is a messenger RNA of Rotaria sp. Silwood2, 981 nucleotides long. NCBI's taxonomy places the organism in Eukaryota, Metazoa, Rotifera, Eurotatoria, Philodinida, Philodinidae. The record is from the annotation of a GenBank genome assembly.
AUGGCUUUGUCUUUAUUUAUUCUUAUCAGUUGGUUUGUAUGUAUACUUACAUGUUAUUAUGUAAUUCGUCCUAUUUCGAUUAAAUUAGUUCGAUUUAUUUUAACAAGUUUUUUAUGUAUAUUAUUAAGUUAUAUCACUUGUCAAAAUCUUCCUCAAUUUGAUUCAUUGGGAACAUUAACAAUUGUAAUAUGUUGGUUAAUGUCAAUUCGUUUAAUUUCUUUGACAUCCUUUUCAACAAAAACAUUAUUAACAUUUCCAUCAUUUCUAUUGAAAACUCUUUGGAUGUGCUUUCCAAUUUUACCUAGAAAAACAGCACAAAAUCAAUGGCCUAUAAUAUUUAGUAUAAUAUUAAUUAUGAUUAAAUUAGUAAUAAAUCAUUGGAUUUAUCGAUGGUUUAUGAAAUGUGAAAUGGGAGUUAGUCAUCAAAGAGUUUUUAUGUUUUAUUUAGCUUUAAUAACAAUAUCGUAUGUUGUUGAGAUUGAAAUGAUUUUCGUUCGAAUUUUAACUCUAGAUAAAUAUACAUUUGAAUCAUUUACCAAUUUUCCAAUAUUUAGUUCAUCAUUACGAGAAUUUUGGGGUCGAAGAUACAAUCGAAUUAUUCAUACAAUUUUAAAAGAAUCAAUUUUUGAACCAAUUCGAUUAGAAUUUUCAUCUUCAACCAUUGGAGCAUUAACAACAUUUAUUACAAACGGUCUUCUUCAUGCUCAUAUAUGCCUUGUUACUUUUGGUGGUAAAUCAUUAUUUCCAACCUUUAUAUUUUUCUUUUUACAUGGCAUUGCUUGUUCUAUUGAAACAAAAAUGAAAAUUCAACUUCCUAAAUAUGUCGAAUGGAUAAUAACACAUAUAUUUCUUCUUAUUACAGCACCACUCGCAGUUAAACCAUUUAUAGAUAAAGGAUCUCCAUUUAUGAUGCUUAAUCCUCCACCAUUUAUCAACGUUGGAUGGAUACCAAAAUUAUCUCUACCUAAUUUUUGUCCAUGA